GUCCGUCCGUCACGCCGUCUGUCUGGCCCACAGGCGCGCCAUGGCUGUGCCUCGCACGCUGGGGGAGCUGCAGCUGUACCGGGUGCUGCAGCGUGCCAACCUGCUGGGCUACUACGAGACCUUCAUCCAGCAAGGAGGGGACGACGUGCAGCAGCUGUGCGAGGCGGGCGAGGAGGAGUUCCUGGAGAUCAUGGCGCUGGUGGGCAUGGCCACCAAACCGCUGCACGUCCGCCGCCUGCAGAAGGCACUGCGAGAGUGGGCGUCCAACCCGGGGCUCUUCAGCCAGCCGGUGCCGGCCGUGCCCGUCAGCAGCAUCCCUCUCUUCAAGCUGUCCGACGGGAGCGGGCGCAAAUCGCUCAGCAACGGGCACGCCAGCCCCGGCGAGGCUGCGGGGAAAGGGGGGGGAAGCGCGGGGACGCCCCCCGCUCGCAGCCCCACGGAACCCCCAGAGAAGCUGUCGCCGUCGGGGGCGCCUCCGUGGCCGGGUAGGAGCACCCCCGAAUCGGAGGGCGGUGGGGAUGAGGAGCCGGGUGCUCCCCCCUUCUCCCCCGGGGGCGCCGAGCAGCCGUCGAGCGGCGACGUGUUGGAGCCGGAGUUGGUGCGGACGGUGGCGGAGAGCGUCGAGCGGCUGCUCCAGAGCUGCCCCCGCGGGGGGGACGCGGAGCUGCGGGCUCUGCUGAAGCUCAAUAAGAAGUUGGCGAAAGCCGUCGGGCACAUCUUCCAGCUGGAAGACGGCGACCGGCAGAAGGAAGAGGAGAUCCGGCGGCACAGCGCGAUCUACGGCCGCGGUGAUGCGCGGCGCCGGGAGGGCAAACAGCUGACGCUGCACGAGCUCAUCAUCAACGAGGCGGCCGCGCAGUUUUGCCUGCGGGACAAUUCGCUGCUGCUGCGGCGCGUUGAGCUCUUCUCGCUGUCGCGACAGGUCGCGAGGGAGAGCACCUACCUGUCCUCGCUCAAGGUGUCCAGGGCGCAGCCCGAGGACGGCGGGGCCAGCGCGCCCAAGCGGCUCAAACAGGAGGUGGGGGAGCAGAGCCGCAGCGAGCCCCCCCCGCUGGGAUCGGACCUCCACGCACCCCCAUACCGAGUCGGCAACGAGGAGGAUGCGGGGGGAGCGGCCGGAGAGAGCGUGGACGGCCACGCGCAGGCGGCGGGGCUCUGUCCCCGGCUGACCCCUCCGCCCGGCGCUGCCCCCGAUGCGCCCCUCUCGCUCCCCCCGCACGGGCUUUGGAGCCGGCACGUUCUGCAGCAGACGCUCAUGGAUGAGGGGCUGCGCUUGGCUCGAUUGGUCUCCCACGAACGCGUGGGGCGGCUCAGCCCCUGCCUGCCUGGGAAACCCCCAGAGUUCGAGGACGGAUUGGCGGAGCGCGGCCACCCGGCCCCCCCAGACCCCCCGCGCGGCACCAUCAAGGUGGAGCAGGAAAACAGCCGGCAGUGAAGCCCCGCGCCCCUCACCUUUCCCCCUCUCCCCCCCCCACGACUAACGAAGCAA
Lagopus leucura (white-tailed ptarmigan) is the source of this 1489-nucleotide messenger RNA. It is a transcript of the gene NAB2, whose product is annotated as NGFI-A binding protein 2. Lineage: Eukaryota; Metazoa; Chordata; Aves; Galliformes; Phasianidae. Bases 41 to 1435 code for a protein of 464 amino acids. Gene Ontology annotation, cellular component: nucleus. Gene Ontology annotation, biological process: negative regulation of DNA-templated transcription. The record is from RefSeq and is a predicted model, not a curated record. The transcript has 6 exons. Gene Ontology annotation, molecular function: transcription coregulator activity; transcription factor binding.